Molecule: messenger RNA, 629 nt
Organism: Gryllus bimaculatus (two-spotted cricket)
Lineage: Eukaryota; Metazoa; Arthropoda; Insecta; Orthoptera; Gryllidae
Source: the annotation of a GenBank genome assembly
AGGAAAGCUUGUGGCAAUGGACUACUUCAUUUGGUGGAUGAUGUUGUUACUUACAGGAAGUUGUCAAAUAUCAGGAAACAAAGAAAUGCUGGACUUACUAGUGGUGUAUCGAACACCAUUCGAUCCAUCGGCGCCUUGGACUUUUAAAGAAAAAAUAAAAGAAUAUCAUCGUUGGGGAAAUGCAAAGGAUAUGCUUUUGAAAAAUUAUGACGAUUAUAUAGGUAUGUACGUACAGUACUCAUAUAAUUAUAUUAAUGAAAAAGUGUGGAAAUGUGUAUUGUGACAUAUCAAAGUGUACAUUAACGGAAGGAAGGAAUAUCUUUGGAAUAAACCAUGGAAUGCAACUCUAUGAUGUCCUUGAACGGAAUUAUAUUAGGGCAUCUCAAGCUUGAGGAAUUGUAUGCCAGCGUUAGCAAAUAAAUCCAUUUUUCUAGGGACUUCCAAUAUGCUCUUUCCAAUGAAACAUGUUUAAAAUAUUUUCGUAAAAAAACGUUACUGUAAUAAUGGAUCGAAAAUAUACUAUUUUGAGUCUUUUUGAAAAAAAGCAUCAAUUUUACUCUUGAAAGUGUAAGAAUUUUAUUGAUUUUUUUUCGUCAACAUCUCUGCCCAUUUUAGGCAUUAUGUUACAG